UCGAAAUUGAUUUACCGAAUGUCGAUUGGCCUCCGUGGAUUUUUUUCGUUAUUAUUUAAAUAAUCAUCGGAGACGAUCGUCGAAGAUUGAUUUUUAAAUUAUUUUUUGAGAAGAAAAACAAAAGUUUGCGAGUAACAUCUUGUCUGAAAUUUAGCAAUUUGUGUCUUGUAUCUUGUGCUUUAUAUAUCAGAGGACAUUUUGAAAUUAUCUUUAAGAAAGAGGACAGGAGACUGCAGGUAAUAUCCUGCUUCGAAAUUGAUUUAAACUUUGGGAUAUUGAUUGCUUCUGCUAAAUGUUCAUCGACUAUGUGUGUUUUUCUAUUUGGUAAUGGAACGAUCACAGGAAACAUCUUUGAACUAUUUUCUAAAGAAGGAACGUCAGAGUUUAAAACUAACAACUUGCUUGAAGUUGGAUUCAAGUUUUUGGAAUGGCUUAGAUCGAAUUAUUCGUUGAAACGUCCUGAACUUAUCGGUAAAGCUCUUUCGCGGUCUGAAGUCCAACGAAACAUUUCGUAUAUCCGAGACAGAGAAGAGAUGCUGGUUUAUUAAAUUAGGGAUAAGUAACCGUCGUUUUUCAGUAAUGGAUUGCAGCGAGGAAGAGUUGACGAAAAUCAACGUCUUCCGAUUAAACAUUCUCAUCCCACUGAUGGAGAUCUUGGACGUGUACGCGUCGUUUAAACAAGAAUUAAGUCCAGAUGAGUUUUGCAUUCGUUUGUUUGUUAACGAAGGCUCGAGAGAGAAAUGCAAACCUCAUCACGAUCCUGUUAUGCAACGUUUCAGGAAUAUCGAAGAAUUUAAGGCUUUGUCAGUUUCGUUGCAAAAUGUAGUCAUCGAUUUAUUCAUGAAUAUCGUUCGUUACGCGGUUUUCUUGGAAUCAAUAAGUAAAGAUUAUCUGGAUAAACAGAACUGUCGCAAUUACAACGACUUGCCUCAGAUCAUAGUGUUUGUGUACGUCUUAUCAUACAGAAUAUGCAGCUUGUUUUUCGAAGAUUCGAUCGAUUGCUUCGUUCGCUUUAAAGUAAAGAAAAUGUUGUCGCUCGUUGCGUAUCUUCUUCGCACGGAAACUCCCAAUCUUUUCCACGAGAAGGGUUGCCUGACGUUCGAGGAAGAUUUUGUGGAGGGAAAUUUGGUUCUGCCAUUUUUAGAGGCAACGCCGUGUUUAGAGAAACUUCAGGAGCAUUUAAAGCAGCACAUGCGAAAUACGAAGACUCGUAAAAAGGAAUUGACUACUCCUGUGUUUAUGAACGUUUUAAAUCGACCAAGAACGCGUUUGAAAGUGCCACCCGGUACACCUGAAGACCUGUCGCUGAUGAAGUUCACGCGUCAAAUUCCAAAGACGAAUUACCUUAAACCGUCAACGGAGAGAAAAUUGGAGCUUUUGAGCGCAACUAACAAGAUAAAUGCCAUGAAAUUGUUGAAGGACGCGAACGACAAUGCACCAAAUUGUUUCUAUCGGCGUAAAGAUUCAGACAACUCGGUAGAAGAAGAGAAACCAAAGGCAACUUUCGUGGGAAAAUCGGUUCCGAAAUUUAAGCCAGUCGAAGUAAAACAGACAGCAGCUUCGACGUUGAGAGAAUGCGCGCGUGUGAUCAACAUGGAAGAGAAAGAAAUAAAAAGAUUGAAAUCAUUAGCCGAAGGAGGUACCGAUCCAGCUUCGAUACUGAAAUUUCAAGAAGAAAGACGUCAGCAACAAAAAGAGGAAGAGUUGUUGAAGAUACAAGAGAAACAUCUAUUGGCUUUGUUAACCCGUGAGAAUGCUUUCAUUGCGAAACAAUCGCUGUUGAACGAUGUGAAAGCGCACGCAGAAAGCGUUCGAAAGGAGAAGCAAGAACUUUACGACAAGUUAGAGAAAUGGAGAGAGAAUCACAACAGGGAGAUGAUGGAGAUCGUUGAAAAAUGCCGCGAAGUCGAACAUGCCUCUCGUGAAGCUUUCAAUGCCAUGGUCGACGAGAAAAGGCAGAAAGCCGCGGAGGUGACCGAAGAAUCGCGGCAAUUGAAAGCCCAGUUGGUGAAGCAGAGAGAGGAAGAAACUCGCAGGAAAAUUAAAUUGAUCCAAGAAAUUAAGACGCUUCAAUCUUUACGGGCAUUGCCAUCGAUCAAGGACUUCGAUCCAACGGAAUCAAGCGGUCUAGGUCUCCUUUGUGAAAUGUCCUUGGCGGAGUUGAAAGAGAGAUUAUUCUGGACCAAGAUGAAAUUGGACGAGGAAACAAAGGAGAGAAAAUCUGUUAUUCAUCGAGAACGCGAAAGGCAGAAAAACUUGAUCAACGAAACGAGAAAAGCGCUCGAAGAAUAUAAAGCGAGCAAGUUAGUUGUAAAACUAUUACAUAUCGCUAAUUAUUUGCGGCGUGCUGUUUUUCCGAUGAAAUCACGACAACGAUUACAGCCUGUUAGUUCACCAGAGAUUGACGCGUUACGAAAGAAACUGGAAAAACAAAAAGCACUAAGAUUACAGAAAGGAACAGUGUCUAUUACGAAAUAAACGAAUCUUUAUCCGUUCGGACAGAACCUUUCAACUCCGAUGAUUUCUUUAGAAUUUAUUAUCUAUUUAUUUACUGAUUCCGUAGUCACUGUGUAAUAGUAUGAUGAAGCAGAAAUGUUUUCAGAAAUUAAUAGCGUAUGAUAAACGUAAGCGAAAUUAGUAACUAAAAAUUCACGUGUCAUCUUUAAGAGAUCAAGAAAUUGCGGAAAUAAAUCAAAAUAAGAUAUCAAAAUAACAAACAUAUUUCAUAUUUCCAUUAUUACUAAA
This is a messenger RNA of Bombus pascuorum, 2745 nucleotides long. RefSeq lists its product as uncharacterized. NCBI's taxonomy places the organism in Eukaryota, Metazoa, Arthropoda, Insecta, Hymenoptera, Apidae. Bases 580 to 2478 code for a protein of 632 amino acids. The transcript has 13 exons. The record is from RefSeq and is a predicted model, not a curated record.